AUUAUGGUUGAGGUUUCUUGUAAAUUGAUUGACAAGAAGUGAUCAAAAGGUGCCCUCAAGUAUGAAAACUGAAGCAGAACCACAUGCAGAUUCAGAUGUCAAAGAUAUGACGCUUGUGGAAAAGACGAAUCCAGAAGCUAAAAAGUGUGAAAAUAUUAUGGAACAACCCUCCUCGGAGUCGAAAGUUGUGGAGGAUCCAAAAGCUGAUGAAAUUAUUCAUUGUUGUUGCAAUUUCAAGAAACAAGCCUCCUCAAAGGUGAAAAUUGUGGAGUAUCUAGAAGCUGGGCAUCCAUAUAAAACAAGAACACAAAAACGCGGUGGAAUUCUUUUUAUUCAUGAGGACAUUGGAGGCUUUUGUGUUUCGAAAGAGCAAUCAUACUUUUACAAAAAGAUAUGGUUGAAAUAUGGUCAUAUCGCAUCCGGGGAAUUUGUUACAAGCUUAUCAUAUGCUCGCCAAGUUUGCAUAGUCAAUGAUAUUAUGGAUUCUGUAAUAGAAAUGCAUCGUUCUCAAUAUGUUGAUGUAUCUGAUGAAAUGAUUGAUCAUGGGAGAACAAGAUAAAGAUGACUGAAAAUAUCAAUUUCAACAUUGAAUGGCUUCGACAACAGUUUGAGAAUGUUAAAGGAGUUGAGAAAUUUAACAUGGGAUUAUUGGAGCAUGGUGAGCUCUUCCAAGAUGCAAAGAAGAGAGUUAGUUUAGCAGAAAAUCAUUUGAAAUGGGAAAAGGAACGGCUGAUGACCUUGAAAAAUGAGUUACGGUCGAAGUUACUUGCGUUGGGAUCAUAA
Molecule: messenger RNA, 783 nt
Organism: Papaver somniferum (opium poppy)
Lineage: Eukaryota; Viridiplantae; Streptophyta; Magnoliopsida; Ranunculales; Papaveraceae
Exons: 2
Coding region: 62-559 (165 amino acids)
Source: RefSeq, a predicted model, not a curated record